UGCUGAUAGCGGAAGUGACGUAUGUGGCUCGGUUGCUAAGCUGCAGCAGAGAUCAAACAGCCCGUCGACAGGUAGAAGGCUGGACUCGGACCCAACUGGAGCCAUUUUACCCGAACAACGGCGGUUCUGGUCCGCUAAGAGCCGAACUCGGAGGAGGCGUCACCAGCAACCGGUCCAGUUUCUUCCGGUUCGACCAGCUAACUAGUUGCUAACCAGCUGGUUACCCUCAGCUAGGGAGAAGAAGCUCCGUUGAGAGGUCCCCAUGAUCUAACCUCAGCACGGGUCCAGGUUCUAAGCAGGACCGGCAUGGCUGCCGCCAGCACCACCAAGAUCUCAUGGCGCCUGCAGGAGUUCGAGGCUCACUCGCGGACCGUGUCCUGCUUGUCUCUGGGGAAGAGCUCCGGUCGCCUGCUGGUCACAGGAGGAGAGGACUGCAGGGUGAACAUCUGGGCCGUCAACAAAGCCAACUGUGUCAUGAGCUUGACCGGCCACAAGAACCCAGUGGAGUGUGUCCAGUUCAACGUGUCAGAGGAGCAGGUUGUAGCUGGUUCCCAGUCCGGGUCCAUUCGGGUCUGGGACCUGGAGGCCGCUAAGAUUCUGCGGACCUUGAUGGGACACAAAGCCAACGUCAGCAGCCUGAGCUUCCACCCGUUUGGAAACUUCCUGGCCUCCAGCUCCACAGACACCAGCAUAAAGCUCUGGGACGUCCGGAGGAAAGGAUACGUGUUCCGCUACAAGGGUCACACUGAAGCCGUCCGGAGUUUGGCUUUCAGUCCAGACGGGAAGUGGUUGGCCUCAGCGAGCGACGACUUCACAGUGAAGCUCUGGGACCUGUUCCAGGGGAAAACCAUCACCGAGUUCAAGUCUCACUCUGCAGCCGUCAACGUGGUCCAGUUCCAUCCCACCGAGUACCUGCUGGCAUCCGGCAGCGCCGACAGGAGCAUCAAGCUGUGGGAUCUGGAGAAGUUCACGAUGGUGGGUUCUCUGGAAGGAGACACGUCUGCAGUCCGGUGCCUCCUCUUCAGUCCCGACGGCUCCUGCCUCUACAGCGGAGGCUCGGACUCCCUGCGGGUCUUUGGCUGGGAGCCCGACCGCUGCUUCGACGUGGUUCCUGUUGGCUGGGGGAAGGUGUCCGACCUCGCCGUCUGUAACCAGCAGCUGAUCGGCGUGUCCCACCAGCUCUCCAGCGUCUCUUCGUACCUGGUCGACCUGAAGAGGGUGAAGAAGAGCGGCGGCGCCGUCAUCCAGGGCAUCAUCCAGGACAACAAGCCGCUCACAGAUCCAGCAGAACCCAGAGGGACGCCGCUGAGGCGGAACUACGACAGACCCACCACCACCUGCAGCGCCAACAGGAUGAAGCGCUCGGAUACUGAUAGGCGGAGCCCCGACGGAGAGAGGCGGAGCCAGAGCGAAGACGAGGCUGAGGACAAACAGCCGUCAGCAGAGAUUCACAACGUGGACGACUACAGAGAGAUCUUCCAGCCCAAGCACGCCAUCUCUCGGACUCCUCCCCGGAUGUCAGAACCGUUUCCUGCUCCUCCUGAAGACGAGAGCGCGCUGGCCAUCGACCGGCAGCUGAAGGACCUGAUGCUCCCGUCUCCUUACAAGCAGGCUCCGCCCCUCGCCACCUCCACUCCCGUUCAGAGGGUUGAACCCACCGUGGUCUCCUGUGCGAAGCGCCCCAACCCUAAAGCCGCUAACCCCGCCCCUCCCAGCCAGCCGGCCCCGCCCGCUCAGGUGGCGCCGCCCAAAGCGCAGCAGCAGGUCAGAGUGAUCCCGAGCAGCCGCAACGAGCCGCUGGGCCUGAACGUGGCCGACUUCCUGCCGUCCACAGCCAACCACCAGGGCGGCGCUCUGAGCGACGACGACGCUCUGUCCCAGAUGAGCAAGGGCCACGACACCAUGUGUGUGAUGCUGAGCAGCCGCCACAAGAACCUGCAGACGGUGCGGUCCGUUUGGGCCCGGGAGGACGUCAAGAGCGCCCUGGAUGCUGCCGGCUCCAUGAACGACCUCUCCAUCAUGGUGGACGUCCUGAACAUCCUCAACCUGCAUCCCUCCUUGUGGAAACUGGACCUGUGCACGCUGGUCCUCCCUCAGAUCGAUAAGCUGCUGCAGAGUAAAUAUGAGAGCUACAUGCACACGGGCUCCACGUCCCUGAAGCUCAUCAUCAAACACUUCUGGGCUCUGAUCUCAGAGACGCUGAAGGCCUCUCCGGCCGUGGGAGUCGACAUCACGCGUGAGGAGCGACACCAGAAGUGCCGCGAGUGCUGCCGGUACCUGCAGAACCUGAACAACGUGGUGAAGAACCGGGCCGGGCAGGUGGGCCGUCACGGCAGCACCUUUAAGGAGCUGCAGCUCCUGAUGGCGCCGCUGGACGACGCACUCUGACCUCAGCUGGUCUGCAGAGCACAACCAAUCAGGAUGAAGGAACUUCAGGAUGUUUUCACUUUUCUACUGUUUGAAUAGUUCAAAUAAAGGUUCAUGAACACAAA
Messenger RNA from Fundulus heteroclitus (mummichog), 2492 nucleotides. It is a transcript of the gene katnb1, whose product is annotated as katanin p80 (WD repeat containing) subunit B 1. Gene Ontology annotation, molecular function: microtubule binding. Gene Ontology annotation, biological process: microtubule severing; microtubule depolymerization. The transcript has 19 exons. The record is from RefSeq and is a predicted model, not a curated record. Gene Ontology annotation, cellular component: katanin complex. The coding region runs from base 307 to 2388 and encodes 693 amino acids. NCBI's taxonomy places the organism in Eukaryota, Metazoa, Chordata, Actinopteri, Cyprinodontiformes, Fundulidae.